UGACAAGCCGAGUCGGGGUCAAGGGAGGUGACACGUGUGUAGCCGCAGCACAUGCGCACCAGCCCCGGGCGGCUGGGGCACCGAGGGUCGCCAACAGCCUCUCGGCGCAUGCGCACUCCCCUUCGGACUUCGCGGGCGCGACGUGCGCGUGCGUCCCGCGGUCCCGCCCCCCAGUCUUCUGCGCCUGCACGCACCACCGCGCGCUCUUCUCGCCGUCUGCUGCAUCGUGGUCGGGGGCAGAUGGCGGGUCGGCGGUUGCUGCUGCUGUUGCUGGCGGGGUUGCUGGUGCCCGCGCGCCUCCAGACGCCCGAACAAGGGCCCGCGCCGUGCCCCGAGCACGAGUUCCGCUGCGCGCCCGGCGACUACUGCUUCCCGCGCACCUUUCUCUGCGACGGCCACGACGACUGCGAGCACGGGGAGGACGAGCAGGACUGCGCGGCGCCCACCGCAGAGGCCCCACCGUGCGGCGCGGGCGAGUUCCACUGUGUCCAGGGGGGCUGCGUGCCGCUGCAGCAGACGUGCGACGGGGAGCGCGACUGCACAGACGGCAGCGAUGAGAGCACCUGCAGCACCCCCGGGCUCCCGUGCGGGCCCCACCUGUGGCAGUGCAGGACCUCCAGGCUGUGCCUGCCCCGGGGGCACCUCUGCGACGGCCGCUGGGACUGUCCCAAUGGCACGGAUGAAUCUGCCGAAGCCUGCCAGCUCCACGAGGCCCUGUCCUCCGCGGUGCCCAGCACGGCCAGCACAGAGGCCCCACCGUGCGGCGCGGGCGAGUUCCGCUGUGUCCAGGGGGGCUGCGUGCCGCUGCAGCAGACGUGCGACGGGGAGCGCGACUGCACAGACGGCAGCGACGAGAGCACCUGCAGCACCUCUGGGCUCCCGUGCGGGCCCCACCUGUGGCAGUGCAGGACCUCCAGGCUGUGCCUGCCCCGGGGGCACCUCUGCAAUGGCCGCAGGGACUGUCCUGAUGGCACAGAUGAAUCUGCCGAAGCCUGCCAGCUCCACGAGGCCCUGUCCUCCGCGGGGCCCAGCACGGCCAGCACAGAGGCCCCACUGUGCAGCGCGGGCGAGUUCCGCUGUGUCGAGGGGGGCUGCGUGCCGCUGCAGCAGAUGUGCGACGGGGAGCGCGACUGCACAGACGGCAGUGACGAGAGCACCUGCAGCACCCCUGGGCUCCCGUGUGGGCCCCACCUCUGGCAGUGCAGGACCUCCAGGCUGUGCCUGCCCCGGGGGCACCUCUGUGACGGCCGCCGGGACUGUCCUGAUGGCACGGAUGAAUCUGCCGAAGCCUGCCAGCUCCACGAGGCCCUGUCCUCCACGGUGCCCAGCACGGCCAGCACAGAGGCCCCACCGUGCGGCGCGGACGAGUUUCGCUGUCUCCAGGGGGGCUGCGUGCCGCUGCAGCAGACGUGCGACGGGGAGCGCAACUGCGCGGACGGCAGUGACGAGAGCACCUGCAGCAGCACCCCCGGGCUUCCGUGCGGGCCCCACCUGUGGCAGUGCAGGACUGCCAGUCUGUGCCUGCCCCGGGGGCACCUCUGCAACGGCCACAGGGACUGUCCUGAUGGCACGGAUGAAUCUGCCGAAGCCUGCCAGCUCCAUGAGGCCCUGUCCUCUGUGGGGCCCAGCACGGCCAGCACAGAGACUCCAUCUGAGACCCCAGGAUCACUUCUGCAUCAAGCUCCCUUGUGGGUGAUAGCUACCAUUGUGCUCCUGAGUGUUCUGGUGGGUAUAGGCUGCAUCACUGCAUGGCGACGAUCCAGAAAAAAGAGCAGCUUCACCAGUAUCAGCCUUGAAAAAACUUCCAAGGAACAGCUCAUGCCUGCCAGAAGACCCUCAACUACAUUUCCCUGAUGGGAAGUUCCUGCCUGCAGGUUGGCUCAAUCAUCUUCGCACUCCCUGCAGAUGCUGUUCAGAUGGAUCUUGACAAGGUCUCAGGGGUUUGAUUGGGUGACAGUUGCACUAAAAUAAUUAAGGAUGUUCCCCCAGCACAAAUAUAUAUACUGUAAGAAAUUGGCAUUGGAGAAUCAGAAAUGACCCUUCUGGUGCUGUGAAAUCAAAUGUCCCAUGAAGGUGAUGGCAAUUCUUGGGAUGCUGUAAUGAUUACCCUAGAGAGGAUAUUUCACAUGCUGCUUCUCACCAGAGAUUAUAGUCAUGAUAUAAUUUUACUGUACUACAAGUCUUCAAAGUAUUACCUGCUGGCAUUAACCCAUCAAGGAGUUGAAAAACUGACAUGCUUCCUGUACCUCUAGGCUUUUCACUGAUGACGGGUUGAGCUUUAGCUUCUAGGCACAUGAUGUGGCAUUUGGGACCCAAGUGCUCUUCAUUCCCACUGAAGUCUAUGUAAGAAGUGUUCUCUGCUUCUUGUAGUAUUCAGCCUAAUGUUCCCACCUUAACGCUGGGUUUCCUAGAAGUUGCCUGUUUAAUGUAGUUGGAAGAGCAUCUGAGCAAAUCUUGUCAAAACCAAAAACUGCAGGAGUCAGUUUUGCAUUUCAUUGCUUUUAGCUCUUAAUUUUGGUGUCAUAACCAGUUGCUACCUUCAUGAAAUCAGUUCAUGCAGUAGACCAUUGGCUUUUCAGUUUGUGUACGUGUGUAUAAGGCAUUGCUACUGUAGAGGGAACUACUAGCAGAGGGGAAGGGAUGUGCACUCUUUUCCCCCAUUUAAACCAGUAGUUACCUCUGUUUCCAUGUUUGCUGAAUGUAAGCUGAGAAUUCUACUUAGAGGGCAAACACUCCAGCCAGCAGUCUCAGAGUGCAGGACUCCUUUGGGUUUUGUACAGCAAGCACCUGUGCAUUUGUAGCACAGGGGAGAGGGUUUGUAAGAGUUAUGAAUUAUUUAAAAUUCCACUUCUUCCCAGCUUUGGGAUAGCACAGAAUGAGACGCUGAAUCUGUGAGGGUGGAGCACUCUGCUUCUGGAUGACUGACAGAUAUAUGAAAAUGUUACAGUUUAUGGGAGAAUAAAACUUUUAAAGAACUGUU
Messenger RNA from Alligator mississippiensis (American alligator), 2980 nucleotides. RefSeq names its product CD320 molecule (gene CD320). The transcript has 9 exons. Gene Ontology annotation, cellular component: plasma membrane. The record is from RefSeq and is a predicted model, not a curated record. Lineage: Eukaryota; Metazoa; Chordata; Crocodylia; Alligatoridae. The coding region runs from base 52 to 1854 and encodes 600 amino acids. Gene Ontology annotation, molecular function: protein binding.